Molecule: messenger RNA, 2445 nt
Organism: Chelmon rostratus (copperband butterflyfish)
Lineage: Eukaryota; Metazoa; Chordata; Actinopteri; Chaetodontiformes; Chaetodontidae
Gene: zdhhc3b
Product: zinc finger DHHC-type palmitoyltransferase 3b
Exons: 7
Coding region: 368-1264 (298 amino acids)
Biological process (GO): protein targeting to membrane; peptidyl-L-cysteine S-palmitoylation
Cellular component (GO): Golgi apparatus; endoplasmic reticulum
Molecular function (GO): protein-cysteine S-palmitoyltransferase activity
Source: RefSeq, a predicted model, not a curated record
UCUGUUGUCCCACUGCCAGCAACGCUUUCUGGAUCUAAAAGAGAAGGAAGCUCCGAAGUAGUUGGGCAACCCCCUGUUUUAAGGCUUGGUCCGCCGCGGUAGUUAGCAUACGAACGGGCGGAUUAACCCCUCGUCGAAACCGAGGCGGCUGUAAAAGCGGGAGCCGAGCCGCGGAGCUGUGGAGAAAAGCUGUCCGCAGAUCAGUGAGGUUAGCCGGGCUUGUGCUAACAGACGCAGCGGCGGAGGAGACGCUUGUUUAGGCAGCUUUUAACUUCCAGCGCCUCGAAAACACGCAAGGACCUCAAGAAACUUUUGCCGACAAGACAGGAGACUGCGAGUAUGCGGCCGGAGCCACGGACGCUGUAGGAUGAAGAGCCCGGCGCACCGCACCAGGGACAUCGAGCGGCAAGCCGGCUACCUGAGGCCCGAGCACUGCGCCCCUCCCCCGCCCCGCUCCGGCUCUGACACCAUGUGGUUCAUCCGCGACGGCUGCGGCAUCGUGUGCGGCGUCAUCACCUGGUUCCUGGUCUUCUACGCCGAGUUUGUGGUGGUGUUCGUCAUGCUGCUGCCUGCCAAGAACGUUCUCUACAGCCUUUUCAACGGGGUGAUCUUCAACGGACUCGCUUUCCUCGCCCUCGCCUCUCACGCCAAGGCGAUGUGCACAGACCCGGGAGCCGUGCCUAAAGGGAACGCUACCAAAGAAUUCAUAGAGAGCCUGCAGCUCAAGCCAGGACAGGUGGUGUACAAGUGUCCCAAAUGCUGCAGCAUCAAGCCCGACAGAGCUCACCACUGCAGUGUGUGCAAACGCUGCAUCAAAAAGAUGGACCACCACUGUCCCUGGGUGAACAACUGCGUCGGAGAGAACAACCAGAAAUACUUUGUGCUCUUCACGAUGUAUAUUGCACUAAUAUCCUUCCAUGCGUUAAUCUUGGUGGCCUUCCAUUUUGUUUUCUGCAUUGAAGAAGACUGGACAAAGUGCAGUAACUUCUCCCCACCAGCCACUGUCAUCCUCCUCAUCAUCCUCUGCUUUGAGGGCCUCCUCUUCCUCAUCUUCACUGCCGUCAUGUUUGGGACUCAGGUCCACUCCAUCUGUACCGAUGAGACGGGUAUCGAACAGCUCAAGAAGGAGGAGAGAAGAUGGGCCAAGAAGUCAAAGUGGAUGAAUAUGAAGGUGGUGUUUGGCCAUCCGUUCUCUAUAGCCUGGCUGAACCCGUUUGCAGCGCCCGACCACGGCAAGGCAGAUGUGUACCAGUACAUAGUGUGAGAGCUGGAAACCUGAGCUCUGCUGCUGUGGACUUAGACUGAUCAAUCCUGGCCUGCCCCCCCUAUUGGCUGGACCUCCAUGAGCAUGAACUCCUCUUCACCACUUCCACAUUUCUUUCGUUUAUGAAUAUUUCAUUGAUAUUUCAGGGUGUUCUGCUGUGAGCUAUUACAUUUGUCAGAGUAUGUUUCUUUUUUAACUGCUUGCCACCUUCUUUUCAUGUCAUUGUUUCCCUCUUGGUGCUGACUGAGAUUAAUGAGGUGUAGCUGUACAAAGAAAAAGAGCUGAGCGAGGGAAAAAGAAAACAUCUCAAAACUAAGCAGCAGCGACAACUUGACAAGAAGCACUUGAUGAGAGUCGGCGAAACCACACCGAGAGACCGAGUUCUGCCUUCUCCACUGUCAAAUUUCCUGCAGUGUGUCUGAUCAUUUCCUGCUUCCAAGACAAAACAAUGUGAAUUCGAAAGUGAAGUCCAGAAUGUUGUCGCUCUAAGCGGCCUGGGUGCCAAGAUGGUUUCUGUCUUCCUGUAAACACUGCUGUGAUCCUGUCGCUUCUUCAUUUGCUGUAUUUCUGUCGUUGCAACAGUAUUCUGCUGAGCUCUGCGGAUGACUCGCCUUAGAACAGUGCAUUAGUGAACGGUGGCAUCUGCUUUUUUUUUUAAGACAGUUGUGUUAUUUUGCCUUAAUGUGACAGUCAGGGUGAGACAGGAUCACAUUGGUUAAGUACUCUUUUAAAUGAGUUUGUUGUACCCUUAUUUGGUGCCAGAUCACUGUGAAGGACAAAGGUAGCCUCACAGUGGCCAGUCGAAGUUAUAAUCCUUAAGAUUUCAGUCCUGCUUGAUUCGGCAAAAGCCGUGGUUUCCGUGGUAACAGCAAGUGGGAUUUCGAUCCGACAGCAAACGCUCGAUGAGCAGCUACUUUGUCGGAAAUACAGCAGAAGAGCAGCUGUUGAAUUUGUUAACAGUGCGGCCGAACGAACUGUUGCUUUAAUAAAUGGGUCCAUAUUUUAGCCGUUUUCCAUCACAUUUUUCCAGCAACGUGCAGUUUCACCCACCACCUUUAUCUGAAUAUUACAACCCUGAUUUCCAAAAAAGUUAGGACGCUGUGUAGAACAUAAAUAAAACAGAAUAUGAUCAUUUGCUAAUUGUUAUUGACGUACACUCAAUUGAAAACAGUACAAAGACA